Aureobasidium namibiae CBS 147.97 is the source of this 3330-nucleotide messenger RNA. Its product is annotated as RhoGAP-domain-containing protein. Lineage: Eukaryota; Fungi; Ascomycota; Dothideomycetes; Dothideales; Saccotheciaceae. The coding region runs from base 1 to 3330 and encodes 1109 amino acids. The record is from RefSeq and is a predicted model, not a curated record. The transcript has 8 exons. Gene Ontology annotation, cellular component: cytoplasm. Gene Ontology annotation, biological process: signal transduction; regulation of GTPase activity.
AUGGAUGCCGAUACCAACUCCAACUAUCCCGAGUCCCCCACAGAGGAAGAUGAGGUCUUCUUGUGCAAAGGCUGCGGCGAGAUUCUAGAACAGGGGCGAGCCUUUGAGCUUGCUGGCCACCGGUGGCACCUUGGCUGCUUCCGCUGUCACUCAUGCGCCACCCUCCUCGACUCGGACGCCAACCUGUUGCUGCUAGGCGAUGGCUCGCUCAUCUGCAACAACUGCACCUACAGCUGUAGCUCCUGCGGCAACAAGAUCGAGGACCUCGCCAUUCUGACCGGUGAUCAAGCUUUCUGCGCCACUUGCUUCAAGUGCCGCAACUGCAAGAGGAAGAUUGAGAACCUACGAUAUGCGCGAACCAGCCAGGGCAUCUUCUGCAUGAGUUGUCACGAGAGCUUGAUGGCCAGACGACGGAAAAAGGCAAAGGCGUCCAAACAGAUAGCCGCUGCAGGGAGCAACAACCCUAUAGUGCUAGACAAGAGUCUGCCUGCACUACCGCCGAAUGCCGUCUCCCAGAGUGCCCUGCGAGAGUCUUCUCCCUCGGGUUCCUACUCCAGCGACCACCUCAAGGCCAGCCACGACAGGCAGCGGGACGCAUCGCCCAUGUCUGUGUCUGACCAUGGCGAGAGAGGCAGCAGCCGUCACCGAUCCCACAUGGGAACUCCCUCGGACCAAGCGCCAGACACUCUGACACUGCCAGCUAGCACAUACAAGCAGGAGCGUGCUUCGACCAUGUCAUCUAACACCAUGACUACCAUGUCUGACACCGACGACGGUUUCUUACCCAUGGCAUACGACCCCAACCCUGCCCCUCCUCCUCUACCACGCCGUGCCAUGUCUAGAAGCAACAGAGAGCGCCCGUCAUCUUCGAGAUCAGUGUCGACAGAGCGCGAUAGUAUCCGCAGUCCUGGUGUUGGUCAUGUUGACAAGAGUCGUCAGCAGGGUCUUCGCAAUGUUUCGGGUAACAGCACACCCGUCACCACAUCGGCCGUCGCCUCGCCCUCGUCUCUCACCAGCCAACAACGUCCUCGUCUGCCGCAAGCAAAUAGCGCUUCUUUCACCUUGGCACCGCCAGAGCCCUUUAAAUUGCAGGAUGUCCCACGCGAUCGUAGAGUGUCACGCAACAGCCCUCGUCAUCCCGCCAGAGGCGAUUCUCUGCCACCAGCCAACGACAAGGCACAGUAUUCACGCGUUACCUCUCCCGACACCACUCCCGCUCUCAGACAGGCUGAUUCUACUCACGAACGUAAACAAUCCUCAACCUCCGCUCAAUUCGUGGAUGCCCUACCCCGACCCCAGGCCGAGUCACAGAAUGCACCGGAUGCGGGAAUACCGACCGCGCCUCCCAGAGCUGCAAAUCGUCCUUCUGCUUCAACCAAGCCCGCCGCCAACGACGAUUUUACAACCCCCAGGAUUCCUCCUGCACCUCCUGCAAACGAACGUCCACGUGCCGAAUCUGUCGGCAACCUUCAACAUGACCACAACGCUGCAGCCUCGCCGAAGGCUUGGCGUACACACCUGCCGAAACACAGUGCUGGCGAAGCCUUCUCUAUGGAAGAAGAAAUGUCCCGUAUCUUGAGAGGCGAUGAGCAGAAGAGAAAGGAGAAUGAGCACGCUGGCGUCCUUCGUCGUGUUUCAAAUGCUGUAAAGCAUGGCAGGAGCUUCAGCGACAAGUCAAUACCCUUACAAAAGACGCCUACUAUCAGUGCGGCCGACAUCAGCAGCCCCAUCCUCAUCUCCAGCCCUAUCACCUCGCCCGGUCAACUGGAUGUUGCUUCCUUGAGGUCUCAGCUGCGUCGCGCUCAACAAAAGAUUGCUGAGCUUGAGGCUGAUAAACUCGGCCUCGAGGAGAAGAUGGAUACUUCUGCCGAUAUCAAGCAGGUCAACACCGAACUGCGCGAGAAGCGCUCAACCAUGGCCUUCCUUGAUACUCAGCGCGAGAUGGUUGUCCGUGAACUUGAGAUCAUGACCGAGCACUUGACUAAGGCUAAGGAAAGCAACAAGCCUUUGGACAUUAGUCAACUCAAGUCUGAGAUCUUGCAGGACUUCGCCCACUCUCUGCAGAAGUUGAAGGACAAUCUCGGUUCGCAGAUUGAAGACCUUGUACACAAGCGAAACGAACUAACCGACGAUAUCACGAACCUGAUUCAAGUGAAGGACAAGGGUUUGCAGGAGUUCGAAUCGCUUUCUUCCAAGAAUAACCAACUUGCUGAAUUGAACAAUCAACUCGUCAGCGGUAUCCAAGAGAUGUACAAGUCUCAGAACAUCAAGCACGGCGGGUUCGACCGAUCGCCCCUCACUAACGGCUUGGGGAUCUACAACGGCUCGAACAGGGGCGACAUGCACUCACUGAACUCGUCGUUGCAAGAGUCUACCAGCCUUCACGACCUUUUGCCACAGGCAGCCGACGCAGAACCAGCUACUGUGCUCACAGCACCGCAGGUCGUCAACAUUCGCAAAGGACAACCCAAGAAGUUCAACUGGAAGAAGGGCUCGUCCGGUCUUGCAAAGAAUAUUACCAAAGGCGUCAAGGGCGCGUUCGCUGGCAACAACGAUCGCGGAGUUCCUAUCAAAGCCGACGGUACUUACGACAUCACCGGUAUGCCCUACUCGCAGAUGCAAGCAGGCCCUGGUGCUGGUUUUGGUUUCUUCUCUUCCGCUCAGAAGAACGGUCUCAAGCCAGGUGUUCAAGGCAUUCAUGGAAAGAACGCCAGCAGCUCCAACCUGCUUGCUGAGAAUCCUUCUGUAUUGUUCGGAUCAGAUCUCCGCGAACGUUGCGACUAUGAGAAACGCAUCUUGCCUUCGAUUGUCACGCAUUGUGUCGAAGAAGUCGAGAAGCGUGGCAUGGACAUGGAGGGCAUUUACAGAAAGUCUGGAGGAAGUGGUCAAGUCAAGCUUAUUCAGCAAGGCUUUGAGAAGGAUGGCACCUACGACAUUGCUGACCCAGAUCUUGAUAUUCAUGCCGUCACCAGCGCGCUGAAGCAAUACUUCCGCAAACUGCCCAACCCGCUCAUCACAUACGAGGCAUACGACCCACUUCUGGAAGCAGCCCAGAUCACCGACAAGGACAAGCAGAUUGCCGCCAUCAAAACUGCACUAGAGGCUAUGCCACAAGCUCAUCACGACGUGUUGGAGUAUUUGGUUCAGCAUCUAUGCCGUGUUGUCAAGCAGGAGUCGGAGAACUUGAUGACACCGCUCAAUCUUUCGGUCGUUUUCGCACCCACGAUCCUGCGACCUCUGAGCAUUGAACGCGAGAUGUCGGACAUGCAAGCCCAGCGUAUGGCAGUGCAGGCGCUGCUCGAACACGCGGACUCCAUUUUCGAAAACUAA